GGGGCGCGGUGGCAUUUUUUUCUCCGCCGAGUCAACGUGCGUCCCUGCCCCUGCGCAUAUUAGCACAUGAGCCCCGCGAAGAACGCGAGGUACUAUCGUAAUAUCAGAAACCCUGCGAGGGCCGUUUGGGUAUUCAGAGUGCCCUGCACUAAAAUCCUUGCUUCUCUGGCCUGCUGUCUUCACUUGCUGAGAGCUUGAGAGCUCUGCUGCAAUGCAGAGACAAAAAACACCGAAGCCGUGACACAGAGAGAGAGGGAGGAGCGAGCGAGAGAGAGAUUCAGUUCUCUAAGGCGAAGAUGAUGAAACUCGUUUUUGAAAAGCAAUGUCUGUGAAUCGUAGACUUCAAUGUUUUUCUUGUUCGGAUUUGACCUUUCUUUCGCGAAAUUGCUUUUAAAAAAAUAUAAAAAAUAGCAGUAAUCAACAGCUUGUUAGAGAGAGCGCGCGGAAAGCCCUAGAAAUUACAAAUAUUUUUUUUCAGGAGGCAAAAUCCAGUUGAAUGACUAUUGUCUUACUAGCUUCCAACGUUGAAGAUCUCUGAAUGCAGAGCUCUUUAUUGAAAAGAUCGAUUUCGUGAAGUAGCUACUGAUCUUCCCUUGAGAUCGGUAGCUUUGUAGAUUAACGGCUUGUUCACCGGUCCUGCAUUGUCCACCUGGAAAUCUUGCAUUCUUUAGUUGUGCUGAUUGAGACUGAUACUUUCGCGGUUUUGGAGGUCCUAGAGAACAAAAUCUUUGGAGGAAUAUGAACUGCAAAUUUAGAUAGACUUUGGUUGGUUGAUCCGAGUCGUUAUAGAUGGCUUCAACUUGGGAUAACAUUGGGGAGCUUGCAAAUAUUGCACAGCUCACGGGCCUCGAUGCCGGACGGCUUAUUGGGAUGAUCGUUCAAGCUGCGAACACAGCUCGAAUGCACAAGAAGAACUGCAGGCAAUUCGCGCAACAUCUGAAGCUUAUCGGGAACUUGCUAGAGCAGCUCAAGAUUUCUGAGCUCAAGAAGUAUCCGGAAACGCGAGAGCCUUUGGAACAGCUGGAAGAUGCUUUGAGAAGAUCUUACAUACUGGUGAACAGUUGUCAGGACCGAAGCUAUCUGUAUUUGCUGGCUAUGGGAUGGAAUAUUGUGUACCAGUUCAGGAAGGCUCAGAAUGAGAUCGAUCGGUACUUGCGGAUUGUCCCUCUAAUCACUCUCGUGGAUAAUGCUCGAGUCAGGGAAAGGUUGGAAGAUAUUGAGAGGGAUCAACGUGAAUACACAUUGGAUGAGGAGUACAGUAAGUUGCAAGAUGUGAUUUUGAAACGGGAGCCCUCGAAAAAUAACACUGUGGUGCUGAAGAAGACCCUUUCUUGCUCCUAUCCAAACAUGCCUUUCAAUGAAGCUCUUCAAAAAGAAAAUGAGAAGCUACAUUUAGAGCUACAACGAUCACAAGCUAAUUGGGAUGUGGGUGAAUGCCAAGUAAUUCAGCAUUUACUUGAGGUCACAGAAGUUGCUGCUACGAAUUCUAAACCAGGGAAUAGUCCACCUGUAAAGAGUCACAUGGUGGAGCCAAAUUCUGCAGAUGUCAAUAAUGAUAAAGAAAAUUCAUAUGAUGAUGAGGACUAUCCCAAGAGAAGUGCUACUCACAGUAAUGCAAGAACUACUUCAGUUUCAUCAGGACAUGAUCUGCUGUCCAGUAAAGGCUCACACAGGCAUGAAGAAUGGCACUCUGAUUUACUUGGCUGUUGUUCUGAACCUUAUCUGUGUAUAAAGACUUUCUGCUAUCCCUGUGGUACAUUUUCAAAGAUUGCUACUGUGGCAAACAAUAGACACAUGUCUUCUGCAGAGGCCUGUAAUGAAUUGAUGGCAUAUUCGUUGAUAUUGUCAUGCUGUUGCUAUACUUGCUGCAUAAGAAAGAAGCUUCGCCAGACAUUGAACAUCACAGGAGGCUGUUUUGAUGAUUUUCUCUCACACUUGAUGUGUUGCUGCUGUGCACUUGUCCAAGAAUGGCGAGAAGUCGAGAUCCGUGGGGUUUAUGGUCCAGAGAAGACAAAAAUAAGCCCUCCACCCUCUCAGCAGAUGGAGUUCUAAGGCCAUAUUGACAAAAGCACUGGUUGGUUGUGUAAAAUGAAGCCGUACUUGCAAUUCCUGAAAUCAACAAAACAAGCUCUCCACACAUGGAGUCCUAUAUAGGUCAUAUGCCAAGAAUUGUUUGGUUCUUCUGAUGUUGAGAGAGAGAGAGAGAGAGAGAGAGAGAGAGAGAGAGCUUACUCUAGGGAUAAUUGCUACUUGCUGCUGCUACUUGGGAGCAGAGGUAUGAGGAUUUCUACUGUGCUGUUAAUUUACUUACAGUGUACAGUAUCUUUUCUUUUUGAUUGCCCAGACUCUGAUUCAGCGCAUGGUGUAUCAUAUACCAAUUUUCUAGUGGUUUUAAGGUUUCUUCUGACCGCAUGGUUCAUUGUAGUA
Messenger RNA from Malania oleifera, 2427 nucleotides. Its product is annotated as protein MID1-COMPLEMENTING ACTIVITY 1. Gene Ontology annotation, biological process: cell surface receptor signaling pathway. Lineage: Eukaryota; Viridiplantae; Streptophyta; Magnoliopsida; Santalales; Ximeniaceae. The transcript is spliced from 8 exons. The record is from RefSeq and is a predicted model, not a curated record. Bases 790 to 2052 code for a protein of 420 amino acids.